Messenger RNA from Varanus komodoensis (Komodo dragon), 3516 nucleotides. RefSeq names its product protein prune homolog 2-like. Gene Ontology annotation, biological process: apoptotic process. The record is from RefSeq and is a predicted model, not a curated record. Bases 65 to 1864 code for a protein of 599 amino acids. The transcript is spliced from 12 exons. Lineage: Eukaryota; Metazoa; Chordata; Lepidosauria; Squamata; Varanidae. Gene Ontology annotation, cellular component: cytoplasm.
GAAAGAAUUUGAAUAUGAAGCCGAAUCAUUUCAUAUUGAUUCACCAGCAGGUGGCGUCAUAAGCAUGGCCAAUGAAGCUACCUAUGGUGCAUUUAGUAAUGAUGAUAAGGAGUUCGAAUCCAUAGAUAGGACAGAAAUGUCAAGAAAAGAAUACAAGGAAGAAGAUAUAAAAUUAAAGGAAGCCAAAGAUCAGUCUUCAUCAGAGAUGGAUAAUGUUCUCAUUGCUGGGGAAGAAAAUGUAUCUUUGAGGAAGGAUAUCUUGGUAACACGAGAAAGCAAUUUCACUUCACAGGAAGCUCCAGCAGUUGCAGAACAAACAGAUUCUCUGGAAUCCUUUUCAGCAGACUCCUCAGAUACAUUUCAGUCAAUCUCCAUAAUAAAUGAAAGUGAAGGGCAGUCUACUCUGGAGACUGAAUGGGAUUCUUUUUAUUUAGCAGAAAAAAAUUCUCCUCUUGUGCCUCAAAAAUUGGGAGAUGAAAAGAAAUUGCCCAGAAGUCCUGUGCAAGAUCAGGAAUGGACAAUGGUGGGCCAAAAUGGAGCAGAUGAUGUAUCACCUGAAGAAAUCUGUAGCAGGACAGAGACAAUAGAGUCACUGUCUAGACAUUCCAUGCAAGAUCUUUUAAGCCAGAAAACAAUCUCUGUGACACAAGCUGAAACUCUAGUAAAAAGGAAGCCUCAGAAAUCACUGAAACAAGAAGAUGAGUUUUCACACAAUAGAGGGACAGAUGCUCUUUUAUUGCAGGCUGUUGCUUGUGAUGGUGAAUUGGAUGUUCAUUCACAGCAGUGUCCUGGAAAUAGCAUGGUAGUGGAACAAGAAAUGGAAGAGGAGACCCAAUUUGUUGGCAGUGAAAGAAAACUCAGUCAUAUAACAGGAUUCGUAGCAGAGGAUGUGGGAAUGGAUAUCACCUUUGAUGAGACUAUGCUAGGCUCCAGCACUGCAGAGAUGAGACCAGAACCUCCCAAUUCUUUAGAUCUUAAUGACUCCCAUCCAAGAAGAAUAAAACUCACUGCUCCAAAUAUCAACCUCUCUUUGGACCAGAGUGAAGGAUCUGUUCUCUCUGAUGAUAACCUGGACACUCCAGAUGAAAUUGACAUCAAUGUAGAUGACCUUGACACACCAGAUGAAGCAGACUCUUUUGAAUAUGCUGGACAUGCAGGGUCAUCAGCUAUUAAGGAAGCUCCUCGGGAGGAAACUGAAUCCAUUCCAGAAUAUACUGCUGAAGAAGAGCGGGAGGACAACAGGUUAUGGAGAACAGUUGUGAUUGGAGACCAGGAACAGAGGAUUGAUAUGAAAGCUAUUGAACCUUAUAAAAAGGUUAUUUCUCACGGAGGAUACUAUGGUGAUGGUCUAAAUGCCAUCAUUGUGUUUGCAGCAUGUUUUCUACCAGAUAGCAGCCGAACUGAUUACAACUAUGUCAUGGAAAACCUUUUCCUAUACGUAAUAAGUACUUUGGAGCUCAUGGUUGCUGAAGACUAUAUGAUUGUUUAUUUGAAUGGCGCAACACCAAGGAGAAGGAUGCCAGGACUGGGGUGGAUGAAAAAGUGUUACCAGAUGAUUGAUAGGCGGUUAAGGAAGAACUUGAAGUCUUUCAUCAUUGUUCAUCCCUCUUGGUUUAUCAGAACAAUUUUAGCAGUGACACGGCCAUUUAUAAGCUCAAAAUUCAGCAGUAAAAUACAAUACGUCAGUACUUUGGCAGAGCUCAGUGAACUCAUUCCAAUGGACUAUGUAAAUAUCCCAGAAAGUAUCAUCAAACUGGAUGAAGAGCUGAGGGAGGCAUCAGCAAAAGCGAGCUGUCUUUCAAAUGAGCCAGAAAUAACCUCAGUCCAGCAGGACAUUGACAUGAAGCAGAAGGGAAAUCUCUAAUUUCCUUGGUAAGCUGAAGAAAAGAAUUUUCAUAGUUUGAUGUGCCCAGGUCUUGAGGAUGGGGACAAUUUUGGCUUCUCCUUUGAGUGCAGUCCUCCGGGAUCAUCUCGUCCUUGAGCCUUUUUUUACAAUCAUUUCCGUGAAGUCUGUCUGUGCAAGAAGAGUUCCUGGUAAAUUGCAACCUUCAUUUUCUGAUCUCUCAGCACUUACUGAGAUUCAAAAAAGCGGGGGAUACUACUGCCAUUGGGUAGGCAGUGAUGUUUCAAUCAUGGCUUGGUGUAUUAUUAUCUUCAGGAGUGUUAGUGCAAUAAGGAAAGCUCCUUCGUUAUGGCUUUUAAAAUUCCCAGUUAUUUUGCCAUCAGCGUGCCUCCUCUGUGAUUUUUCUGGUUUGAUUUGUUGUUCUGUUACGUCUUCAGCAUAUUAUCAUAUCUGUGCCUACCUAAACUAGAGAAGUUAACUUCCAAUAUAGCAAUAUUGAGUUAGGUUUUUUUUACACAUGUGUCUCAGUCCAGUGUCUCUAGUGCACAGUUAAGGGGCUCCAAUCAGCGUACAGAAUUCUGUAAAAGGAGAGACUCAGAAUGCUCCCUCCUUUGCUUUCUGAGUGUCUGAACAAGGAGUAUUUCUUAAGGCUGGGUGGCUAAACGAGUCCAACUCCCAUGGCUCUCCACAUAUGUUUCAAAGCCUUCACAAAUCCUGUUUUGCCACUGUUAGCUAUCAUUCUACUACUUUGUUCCCAAAACAUCUCAGUAUAUAUCUUGGUAUGUAAGUUUUUUUCACCAUCUCCAAAUCACAGACUGUGUUCAAUUCGGCGCAUGAUAAGUACUGUGCUGUGAACAGAGUAAUUUUCCUUAGCUGUGUGGAAGCAUUUGUCAUUGAGAAAUACGUUUCCGGAUGCUUGCAGAAAACCUAGUGAGGGGGAACACUCAACCAUGAGAACAUGUGCAGACAACAACAAUGGGAUUUGAAACUGAAAUGCUUCUUUAAUAUGGGGUGGGGGAACUUGUGGGUCCUCCAGAGAUUUUAGCCUGCAAGUCCUAUCAGCCAAAGCCGUCCAAGACUUCUAGAGGGCCAGAAGUUACCAACUGCUGCUGUGAGAGAUAAAGUACAAACGAAGAAGGCCAGAACAUAUACUGAAACAUCAACACUGCAAGAGAGAAUGAAGGUUCUGCUUAAAAUUUGUUUCUCUUCCAAUAGAGAGCAUCAAUAAUUCUUGGAUCAGCACCUUUUGCUAAUUAGAAUACCAUGCAGUGAUAGCACUGUAGUGAGGAAGACAAUCUGAAAUGUGCUAGAUUUUCAAAUGGUGGUGAUAAUGAGUCCAUGAGUUGUGUGAAGAUUAUUUAAUCAAAAGUGCAAUGCCAACAGACAUAACCAAUAUUAGAUAGACUUACUAUGCAUAAAAACUCACUAAGUUGCCCAUUUCUACUAUACUGCAUAGAGAUGGUUUGCAGCAGCUACAAUUCAGUGGUGUCUGGUACCAUUGUGGCUAGCCAUCAUUAGACAUAAAGCAUCUCUAUGAUAGGGAGGGGUGGGAGUGGAGAGAUCUUUGGCCCUGUGCUCUCCACUCACACAUUAUUCACAUUCACCUUUAACAAAAGUUCAUAAGGAAGGCUUCCACUUAACUAUUCAACAAGUGCGUUGAUUGGUGAGAGGAA